Molecule: messenger RNA, 2436 nt
Organism: Lotus japonicus
Lineage: Eukaryota; Viridiplantae; Streptophyta; Magnoliopsida; Fabales; Fabaceae
Exons: 4
Coding region: 1864-2178 (104 amino acids)
Source: RefSeq, a predicted model, not a curated record
UUAAUAUUUUAUGAACUAUGUGAACUGUUAUGGUGCAUCUUCUCUUACAUUACUUAAACAUCUACUACAAAUUAGAUGGUUUUUUUUCCUGUGUUCAGAACUAAAUGUAAUGAACUUGGUUACAACAUGUUUUUAAUUCUCUUUGACUAUAUAUCUAUCCAGCAGUAAUAAAAACAAUUCCCUGCUAAAAUCUGGCUAUUUUCUUUUUAUAUCAAGGAUGACAAAUUCAUCCUUCUGUUAGAGAAUAUCUGAUCUGAUAGUUUGGAAGUUUGGAUUCAUUUUCAUUUGAUGGCUAUAUUUUUUAUAUCAAACAUGGUUGUAGCUAUAUUUGGUGACUAAAAUUAAGUUCGGUAUUAUAAACUAAUGGAAAUUGAACUAAUAAUUGCUAGAUUUUUAUUAGGUUAUCUCUUAUUUACUAUUUUACCAUACAGAAUACUAGAAGCUAGAGGUUAGAAGUUAGAUCCAUCCCUAUGAUUAUUUUUUGCAAAGCCAAAGAUCCACCCCUAUGAUAAUUGUUUUUAUUACAGAUUUCAAGCAUUGUUGCACCCUGCAGGUAUCCUUGAUCAGACUUCUCAAAUUGAGCUUCUUUUUCUUCAUUCAUUUUGAUGGUGUUAAGUGUCUGGAAUAAAAGGAUGUUAUCCACAAAUUUUUUGGUUAUGUGAUUUCAAGUAUUUUCUUUGACAAACAAUUGAAGUAGUUUCAAGUAUUUUCUUUGACUAACAAUUGAAGUAGUUUGGCAGAAGGUGUUACUCAGUGAUUCAUUCUUCUGAGUAACUGAUCCAUUUUUGCGGUAGAUAACUGAUGUCAACCUCCAGGAAAUUGGUCUGGUGGAUUUCAUCGUGUUGUGUUGGAAGCACUCUUUUUAAAUAAAAGCUUUAGAUUUCACCAUUGAAAUCUCAAUCUCCAAGUUUGCCUUCUGUCAGGAAGUCGAAGAAAGAAGAAAACCAAUUCGGGUGGUAUAGCUCCACUGUGAAAAAACAACUUUGGUUCUUUCUGAGGAGUCUUUACGCCAGUUCCAAUUUUUGUUAAAUGAUAAAUCAUACAAGUUUGAGCACCUACAUGCAAUGGAAAUUUCUCUACCAAAUAUGCUUAUGAAUUGCUGUUGGAAAUUGAAUCUGAUAUUUGACCAUUGGUCUUGGAGGAGAAUUUGGAAGUGGAAAUGAUCCCAAAGGGAAGCUGCACGAAUCUGAGCUGUAUUUGUUUAGAGACUGGCAAGUGAUUCAACCUGUUUGAAAGAUGAGGCUGUGCAGUGGCUUUUGGUGUAGGCUCCUUAUGUCACUAUGGCUGAAUUUUGGGCGAUCAAAAUAGCUCUUGCUAUGGCUUGGAAUGAAGGCUGUCGCAGAGUUAUCAUAGAAAGCUAAUCCUUAAAAGUCAUUGAUAUGACUCAUAUUGCAGAACUACAUGUGCUUAUGAAUGGGAAUGAGUUGAUUGAAAUCCAAUACUAGAAAAGGAAAAAUUGGGAGAUAUGGUUACAUGUUUUAAGGGUGGCUAAUCAUGUAGCUGAUUGCCUAUAGCCAAUUAAGUUAGCUCAUAGUUUUCAUUUAGGAAUUCAUGUUUUAUGCUCCCCCUUAGAGGGUUGUUUACAAAUGUUUUAGCAUGAUAGACUAGAAGCUGGUGUUCCUCUUACAGUGCAAGAUUCAUACUUUUUUCUGUUUCGUAAGCUGGACACUGAAGUUAUAGAUGUUCUUUUGGAGUAAAUAAUGUGUAGAAAAUAUAUUUGUUUUCUUCUAAUCCUCUUUGAUUUGAAUGGUUUGCAGGUUUAGAAUGUAAUCCAUAUUGCAGAAGAAAAAUUGGAUGACAUUGUUCAAUGGGUCUUUUCAGCAGCAAAAGAGUUGAACGAGAAGGGGGUUUGAACUUUGUCGCAUGCUUCAGAUUUUGAACAGUCGCAUUGUCAUUUGUUUCAAUUGGCAAUGCUUAAGUAGAUCCUCCAAUGGGGUUUUGAGAAAACUUGCAAGUUUCAACCACUGCUUAAUGUUUGCGCCGCCUCCUGAAAUAUUUGUCAGGCACAUAACUUGGAGGUUAUUGCAUGGGGUAGCGGAUUGUGGUGUGAGAGUGACAAUAUUGAGAGUGACAAUCUUGAUUGGACCACGGAAGAGAAACUAUUACAAAUUGUGGAGAGGAAAGCUUUUAGGUGUUUGUGCUGGUGUUGUGUUUGAAUGCAAGGUGAAAAAAGUAUGAGUUCGGAGAGAUUAAAGCUUGCUUCAUUUUUCGGUUGAAAACUGCAAGUCGUUGUUGAAUGGUCUAAAGUGAAAUUGCUUUGUUGCUUUCAGAGGAUUAAAUGCAAGUGAAGGGUUAUGAUAAUUAAGUGAAAUAAUGUGUUUGAUGUGUAGAAGAUUUGAAGGGGGUGCAUUUUAUAGGGGCUGAUUGAGUGAUACUCAGUUAUGAUAAAUUAAUAUGUUUGUGUUAUGUGAGCUGUGAAUUUUGUAUGAGUUUUUA